This is a messenger RNA of Aedes aegypti (yellow fever mosquito), 5438 nucleotides long. It is a transcript of the gene RpI1, whose product is annotated as DNA-directed RNA polymerase I subunit RPA1. Gene Ontology annotation, cellular component: RNA polymerase I complex. The record is from RefSeq and is a predicted model, not a curated record. Gene Ontology annotation, biological process: DNA-templated transcription. NCBI's taxonomy places the organism in Eukaryota, Metazoa, Arthropoda, Insecta, Diptera, Culicidae. The transcript is spliced from 5 exons. The coding region runs from base 272 to 5356 and encodes 1694 amino acids. Gene Ontology annotation, molecular function: DNA-directed RNA polymerase activity; DNA binding.
GUGCAGCCGAAUGCCAUGCCGUUCUAUUUGACAGGUCGUUUGAACAUGUGCUGCCCAAAAUUCAAAGUGCUGCAAUAUUUUGCUGAAAAAUAGUGCUAAAAGUGUUUGAAAUUGAUUUAAUUUGUGUUACGGUUGUAGAUCUAACCCGGUUGUGUGAGGAUUUGCUGAAGUUUAGUGAAAGUUCGACUAUUUGAAGCAAUAAAAGUGAUCGAUUCAAAAUCGUUCGUUCGGACUUAACCUUCUCGAAACUGGUGCCGGAAAAUCGGUCAGGAUGACGAUCGACCAGAAUCUGGACGUGAAUUUGGACCCGACCAAUCUGCAGUUUUCCGUGUUCAGCUCGGAGGACAUCAAGCGGAUUAGUGUGACGAAGAUCGUGACGCAGCGGUCGUUCGAUGAGUUGGGCCAUGCCAUUCCCGGAGGAUUGUACGACGCGGCCAUGGGCCCUAGUGGAAAGGGGGAAGUUUGUGCUACUUGCGUGAAGGAUAUGAAUCAGUGCGAGGGCCACUUUGGGCAUAUUGAGAUUUGCGUGCCGGUGUUCAAUCCGUUCUUCGUCAAGACGGUGUACAAUUUGUUGCGCAUUUGCUGUACGGAUUGCUUCCGGCUGCAGAUUCACGACUCGAUGAAGAGUUUGCUGGAAUUGCAACUUCAGUUGGUGGACGCUGGGUAUAUCGUGGAGGCGGAGGAGCUGGAGGUGUUUAAGCAGAAGGUGGCGUUGGCACCGGUUGGGGAUUUGCCCGAGGGGAUCAGCUACUACACCGAGAUGCUGAUGAAGCAUCCCUACAACAAGCUGGGAAACACGAAAAACUCGGAGGCCAUUCGGAAUGCCAUCGUAAACAGUACGAUGAAGGAGUGCAUCAAGAAGCUGUGCAUUCACUGCAAGAGUCCCAUGCAGAAGGUUCGGGUAUCCAACAAACGCCUGGUGUUCAGUAUGACCCGGGCGGAGAUGCGGGCGUUCUACGAGAAGAAAGGCAUGAGCGACGUGGCAGAUGAGAAGACCAAAGCCACGAACCGGAUAAUCUUCGCCGAGGAGUGCCAACGCUACUUCUACGAGCUGUACAAAAACGACGGCGCUUUGUUGGAUCUGCUGUUCCCAAUUCUGAAGAACAGCGCCCGGACGAUGAAGCACCCAGUGGAUAUGUUCUUCAUGGACGUGGUCCCGGUGCAGCCUCCGUUGGUUCGUCCAGUGAGGCGCGUCGAUGGCAUGGAGAUCUUGGAACAUCCGCAGACCGCGAUCCUGCGGAAUAUUCUGAUGGCGAACGCGACGCUGCGAGCGGUGUUGGUGAUGAGCAAGAAAGACGAUGCAGAAGGUGAGAGCGCUUCAACGCUGGAGGCGGAGAUGAAGAAGGUCUACGAGUCCGCCAAAGGUGGUUCUGCCUACGAGAAGUUGUACAAUGCUUGGGUUGAGCUUCAGAGCUACGUAGAUAUGUCAUUGGAUAUCAAUAUGGCUUUGGACAAGAGCAAGGCUCGUGGAUUUGGCCUGAAGCAGAUCAUCGAGAAGAAGGAAGGCCUGGUAAGAAUGCAUAUGAUGGGAAAGCGAGUGAACUAUGCCGCGCGAACGGUCAUCACUCCGGAUCCGAACAUCGGAGUGGACGAAAUCGGAAUUCCGAUCACGUUUGCCAAACGACUGACGUAUCCAGUUCCGGUGACUUCCUGGAACGUCGCAGAACUGAGAAAGAUGGUGCUGAACGGUCCCGAUAACUACCCAGGAGCGAACAGCAUCGAGGAUUCGAACGGACAGGUGAGCAGAAUAUCCGCACUGAACGUGACACAGCGGGAGUCUGUGGCCAAGACCUUGCUGACGCCGCACAGCUCAAAUGAUCAAGGAGUGAAGAUCGUACACCGACACCUGUUGAAUGGAGACGUCUUGCUCCUAAAUCGUCAACCAACUCUCCAUCGGCCGAGUAUCAUGGCUCACAAGGCGAAGAUCCUCAGCGGCGAGAAAAUCUUCCGGUUGCACUACUCCAAUUGUAAGUCCUACAACGCUGAUUUCGACGGCGAUGAAAUGAAUGCCCACUUUCCGCAGAGCGAAUUGGCUCGCAGCGAAGCGUACAAUCUCGUAGCCGUUCCCCACCAAUAUCUGGUUCCGAAGGACGGAACUCCUCUGGGAGGCCUGAUUCAGGAUCAUAUCGUGUCCGCCGUGAAAAUAUUCAUUCGGGGAAAGUUCUUCAACCGUGAUGAUUACCAACAGCUGGUAUUCCAGGCAUUGUCCAACCAUCGCGGAGACAUCGAUCUUCUUCCGCCGACCAUCCUGAAACCCGCCAGACUCUGGUCCGGCAAGCAGAUCAUUUCCACGAUCAUCAAGAACAUCAUCCCCAAGAAGAUGCCGCACAUCAACAUGAUCGGAUCAGCCAAACUCGGCAACAAACACUGGCAAACGGAACCGGCUCGGGAAUGGCACGCCGGAGGUACUCCCCUAACCGGUAACCAAAUGUCUGAAUCGGAAGUGAUCAUUCGCAACGGAGAACUCCUUGUCGGAAUCCUCGACAAGAACCACUUCGGCGCCACUCCGUACGGUCUAAUCCAUUGCAUGUACGAGCUGUACGGCGGCCACUGCUCCACCCUUCUCCUAUCGUCCCUUUCCCGACUUUUCAGCUACUACCUCCAGUGGGAAGGUUUCACCCUCGGCGUCAAGGACAUCCUCGUCCAAAAACACGCCGACAAAAAGCGAGCCAAGAUCAUCAAAGCCUGUCGACAGGUCGGGCACGAAACGGCUGCUUCCGCUUUGGAUCUUCCUCCGGACGUCUCCGCCGAAGAGCUGAACUCCAAAAUGGAAGAAGCCUACGCCAAGAACCCAAAGUUCCGCGCGAUCCUCGAUCGCAAAUACAAAACCGCACUGGACUCCUUCACCAACCAGAUCAACGAGGUAUGCCUCCCGGGAGGUUUGAUCACCAAGUUCCCCGACAACAACCUCCAGCUGAUGGUGCAAUCCGGUGCGAAGGGUUCCACCGUGAACACCAUGCAGAUCUCCUGCCUGCUGGGACAGAUCGAACUCGAGGGCAAGCGACCCCCGUUGAUGAUCUCCGGCAAGUCGCUGCCGAGUUUCGCGAGCUUUGAGACAUCUCCCAAGUCCGGUGGGUUCAUCGAUGGACGCUUCAUGACUGGUAUACAACCGCAGGAUUUCUUCUUCCAUUGCAUGGCUGGCCGUGAAGGUUUGAUCGAUACCGCCGUCAAGACCAGUCGUUCCGGAUACCUCCAGCGUUGUUUGGUGAAGCAUCUCGAAGGUCUGAACGUCAACUACGACAUGACCGUGCGGGACAGCGACAACAGCGUGGUCCAGUUCAUGUACGGCGAAGACGGCAUGGACAUCUCCAAGGCCCAGUUCAUCGAAACCCCAAAGCAUCUAAAAUUCCUGGAUCUGAACCGUGACGCGAUCGUUCAAACGGAAACCGUGAAAUCUCUCGCUAACGAUGAAGAUCUGAAUGAUCAAAUCCUGCGCCACGUUAAGAAAAUGAAAUCCUGGCGUAAGAAGCAUGGCGACUGCCUUCAAAAGGUCCGCGUCUCGCCCUUCACCAAAUAUUCCUCGGAACACAGCGAGGAAAUACGCGCGGCCGUUUCCGACCCUGACCGUCUGAAAUCCAAAUCCGGACGGACUCGUCUCACCGAAAAGAUCGUCAAAAAAUGGCACAAAGCAGACCCCUCCCUAAAAGCCAAAUACGCCAAAAAAUAUUCCCGCUGUCCGGAUCCAACCUUCUCGCUGUUCCGCCCAGACAGUUGCUUCGGUUCUCUGACCGAGCACCUCGAACAGCUAGUCCAGACCUACAACAAAUCCCAAACUCCCCUGCACGAUAUGGACGAACUGAUGAAGGUGAAAAACAGCUACGCUCUGGCCGCCCCCGGUGAACCCGUGGGACUUCUCGCCGCGCAAUCCAUCGGAGAACCGUCCACCCAGAUGACCCUCAACACGUUCCACUUUGCCGGUCGUGGUGAAAUGAACGUGACCCUCGGUAUCCCUCGACUUCGGGAAAUCCUCAUGUUGGCCUCGCAGCGCAUCAAGACGCCUUCGAUGGAGAUCCCCUUCCGGGCGUUCAAGAGCCAUAAGAAGCUGAACACCGCUGCGGAACGGAUGCGCAAGACCCUGAACCGGGUGACGGUGGCCGAUGUGCUGCAGGAUAUCCACGUCAACUCGCGGUUGGUGUUGAGGCCGUCCCGCGGAAUGCAACACACGGUGCGGUUUACCUUCCUGCCGCAGGACGCCUACGCGCACGACUACCGGGUGGAACCGAAGCAGAUCCUGAAGUACAUGUCCGGGUCGUUCUUCAAGUACAUGUUCCGCAUCAUCAGCCGGUCCGCCAAGAGCAAGAAUGUGCUGAUCGAAAUCGAGCAGGAAUCCAAAGCGAAACAAACCGAAUCAACAGAGAACGACGAUUUGGUGGACAGCCGUGCACCGAACGUGUCCACCCGAUUGGAGGAAGACCCGGACGAAAGCUCGGAUGACGAGGCCGGUGGCAACGAAGACGAAGCCGACGCAACGGAAUCGAAGCUAAAGAACAAGCAAAGCGACGAGGUGGGUUACGAUACGGAUGAGGAUGAUGACGAAGAAAAGGACGAAGACGAAAUGCAAGAUUCCUUGGAGGACAAGGAAAAGGAGUCGGGCGAAGCACCGAAGGAGGCUGAAGAAGCGGAAGAGGAUGAGGUGGUCAAUGAGGAGGACAUGGACGAUGAAUUGGGUGCGACCGAUACUGUUCUGGAAGAUGAAGCAAUUAGAAUGCACGUCAUGAAGACAAGCGAACUGAUCAACGAUUUCGUGUUCGACAAAAAGGAACAUCGCUGGUGCCAGGUCACUUUCCAUAUGCCUUUGAAGUAUAAGGACAUUGACUUUACUAAGAUUCUGCGCGAUAUUGCUGAGAAGUGCGUCGUAUGGGAGAUUCCGAACAUUCGUCGGGCCAUCACCUACGUCCAGAACGAUCAGCUGUACUUGAAAACCGAUGGCAUCAACAUCUACGCGAUGACCAAGUUCUACAAGAGUCUGGACCUGAACCGACUCUAUUCGAACGACAUCUACGCCAUCGCGCAGACGUACGGAAUCGAGGCGGCCGCUCGGGUCAUCGUGAAGGAGGUGCAGAACGUGUUCAAGGUCUACGGCAUCACGAUCAAUCCGCGCCACUUGCUGCUGGUGGCGGACUACAUGACCGCGGACGGGACAUUCAAGUCGAUGAGCCGCAAGGGAAUGGAGAGCAACGUGUCCCCGCUGCAGCAGAUUUCGUUUGAGUCGUCGAUCCAGUUCCUGAAGGCGGCCGCGCUGAAGGGAAAUGGAGAUCAUCUGGAUUCGCCCUCGUCCCGACUGAUGGUUGGACAGCUGUGUAAGAGCGGCACUGGUGCGUUUUCCGUGUACAGUAAGGUGCAGGCCGCAGCCUAGGAUAAGUUUGGUGUGGGUGUAUUGUUAGGAUUGAGUCGUUUGAAUAUAUUAGAUGCCGAAGUUUAAGAAUGUUUCUUGCUAA